CGUGGGGUCCGUAAACAAAGGGCAGAUAACUCUAUUGACAUUGCACCGGUUCUGUCCAUGAGGCCACGGUCACUGUCUACUGUUCUUGAAAACGCCUAGAAGAUUGAGUUCAGCACAGUGUCAUGAAUGUAACAGUGUAGCUGUAGGCUUUCAUUUAUGCAACGAGAAUGGAUGUUAUGGAAGCAUGGGUCACUGGUUUAGCAGGAGGUUGUGCAGGAAUGUCUGUAGAUGUCACUCUUUUUCCAUUGGAUACAGUGAAGACACGCCUACAGAGUGAGGUGGGCUUUGUUCAGGCGGGAGGAUUCCGAGGAAUUUACUCUGGUCUGUCAUCAGUCAUAGCAGGAUCAAUCCCCACUGCUGGUCUUUUUUUCUGUACCUAUGAAGGUGUGAAGGUUGUUGGGAGGAAAUACCUGAGGGAGGAUCUGGAACCUAUUCUUCACAUGACUGCAGCCUCAGCAGGGGAAGUGACGGCAUGUUUGAUACGAGUUCCUGUGGAAGUGGUUAAACAAAGAGCUCAGGCGACACGGUUCUCCUCCUCAUCAGUUCUGAGGGAGACACUCAGAUCAGAGGGUAUGAGAGGUUUAUACCGGGGGUAUGUCAGUACGGUGCUGAGGGAAAUUCCCUUCUCCUUUAUACAGUUCCCACUCUGGGAAUACUUCAAGAAAACCUGGUCAUCCAUACAAGGCAGCCCUGUGGAUCCCUGGCAGUCCUCUAUAUGUGGAGCAACUGCUGGAUGUAUAGCUGCAGGAAUAACUACACCACUAGAUGUCGCUAAAACUAGGAUCAUGUUGGCAGAGACUGGAUCUGCAUUGUCCACAGGAAGUAUUACCUUUGCCCUCAAGGCUGUGCAUAGAGAAAAUGGAGUUAGAGGGUUAUUUGCGGGGGUGGUGCCCAGGAUGCUGUGGAUAACAUUAGGUGGUGCCAUUUUCCUUGGAGUGUAUGACAAAGCCAAACUUGUUCUUUCCUCCAUCCUGAUAGAGCCGGGUUAAAAAACAUUGUCAUGUUUAGAAUAUUUACUUUUAUUUUUAAAAAGUAGAUUGGUAUAUAUAGUAACUAUGCUUCAGCCUUUAAGUGCAAAAAUGCACUUUUCUUAAAUUUAAGUGGUUAAGUUUUGCUAGAAUAAACUUAAGGUAUGUACAUACAGUGUAACGCCUAUUUACUGUAAAUUAAAAACAUGCCUCUUUGCAGUGCCAACAACAUAUAUACAGGUCCAUUCUUGGACUAUAAACUGUAGAUUUUAGUAAUAAAAACAAAUACAUGUACAUAUAUGAUUAAGUUUUUUACUGCAUGUUUAAAAAAUCUGUAUUUUUAAAUUGGAAAAUGUUUUGUCAUGAUCAUAUUCAAAAUACAGAAAAUUUGAAGUCCA
Messenger RNA from Saccostrea echinata, 1366 nucleotides. Its product is annotated as mitochondrial S-adenosylmethionine carrier protein-like. The record is from RefSeq and is a predicted model, not a curated record. Gene Ontology annotation, cellular component: mitochondrial inner membrane. Gene Ontology annotation, molecular function: S-adenosyl-L-methionine transmembrane transporter activity. Bases 168 to 989 code for a protein of 273 amino acids. NCBI's taxonomy places the organism in Eukaryota, Metazoa, Mollusca, Bivalvia, Ostreida, Ostreidae. The transcript has 10 exons.